Messenger RNA from Entrophospora candida, 729 nucleotides. NCBI's taxonomy places the organism in Eukaryota, Fungi, Glomeromycota, Glomeromycetes, Entrophosporales, Entrophosporaceae. The record is from the annotation of a GenBank genome assembly.
AUGAAAGCAAAAAGUUUAAGCGGAGUUAAACCAAUAAUAACGGAUGAAGUUGCUUCAUUGGUUCGCUCUUAUGCUUUGGAAAAUACCAAGAAAACUCAACAGGAAAUAACUGAUUAUGUUUGUAAAGAGUUAAAUAUUUCCAUUAGUAGACCAAGCAUUACCAUCUUAUUAAAAAAAUUGGGUAUAACUAGAAAAAAGUUAACUUAUCACUAUAACCAAUUAAACGAAGCAAAGGCAAAAGAGUUUAAUGAGAGCAUUAAGCCCUUAUUAACUGAAUACCCCUUUAUUGCUAUUGAUGAAUGUAGUUUUUAUCCCAAUCAAGACCCCCGCUUUGGUUAUUCCUUAAAAGGAACAAGAGCAAGGGCAAAAAAACCAAGCAGUCAAGGAAAACACUACACUUUAUUAUUUGCUAUCAGUAAUUUAAAAGAAUUAAAACCAAUAGGAAGUAAGAAAAAUAUUUUGCUAAUGGAUAAUGCUAGAAUUCACAUUGCCUCUAACAAAAGAAAGGAGAAUAAUUUGCCUAGCGUUAAAGAGCAGAUGGCAAAUAAAAAUAUGGAAGUCCUUUAUAUUACUCCUUAUGCUCCCAUGUUAAAUCCUGUGGAGUUAGUUUUUUGUUUACUAAGGCAACAGACAGAAAAAAACAGACCUAGGAACUAUGAGGAGAUGAAAAGUGCUAUUGAAAAAGUAGUGGAAUUAUUAAAUACCAAAGAUUUAAGAAAAUACUUUUGA